Molecule: messenger RNA, 2779 nt
Organism: Silurus meridionalis
Lineage: Eukaryota; Metazoa; Chordata; Actinopteri; Siluriformes; Siluridae
Product: calpain-1 catalytic subunit
Exons: 22
Coding region: 387-2501 (704 amino acids)
Biological process (GO): proteolysis
Cellular component (GO): cytoplasm
Molecular function (GO): calcium ion binding; calcium-dependent cysteine-type endopeptidase activity
Source: RefSeq, a predicted model, not a curated record
CCCAUGCGAGUGUAGAGCUGACAGCUUGCAUACUGAUACCAGACUUAACCUUACAGCUCAGCUGGAUCAUUUUAAAACUGAAAAGUUUCUAAUAAUGGUUUUUAGAAACUAUAGCUUGGGUUGCAAUUCAGACUGAAUUUAAGACUUUCGUUUAAACCAUGUCUGGGAGGAAGAUAUCUAUUCGGAUCUGGCAACCCAGCAACUCAUGUGGGCUUGUUUUUUUAGCACCGCUGGCACAGGACGCAACGGGCUUGGCAUUUGGGACCACUCUGGUUAUAGACAAAAUAAACUAAACUAAAAAAAGAUAAUCAGCAACCCAGAUUUUGUAUCCCAACAAGAGCGUGCUAUCAGGAAUAUCAAAACUAGUGAUCUAAAGAGUCUGACAAAUGGAGCCUAUAUGUGCCACUGGAGUAGCUGCUCGACUGAGGAGUGAGUGGGAUCGCAGUGAAGGUCUUGGUCAGAAUGAUAGGGCUCUGAAGUUCUACGGGCAAGACUUUGAGUCCCUGCGUGCCAGCUGCCUUCAGAGUAGACGUUUAUAUGAGGAUGAAACCUUCCCAGCCAAACCUUCAUCACUAGGAUUCAAGGAGUUGGGACCGGGCUCUGCUAAAACCAAAGGAGUUUGCUGGAUGAGACCCACAGAAUUCUGUACUGACCCACACUUCAUUGUAGACGGAGCCACUCGCACGGACAUCUGCCAAGGAGCUCUAGGGGACUGCUGGCUACUGGCGGCCAUUGCUUGUCUUACUCUGAACGAGCCAUUGCUGCGCCGUGUGGUACCUCAUGGCCAGAGCUUCCAUCAGCAAUACGCUGGAAUCUUUCACUUCCAGUUUUGGCAGUUUGGGGAAUGGGUAGAUGUAGUGAUCGAUGACCGUCUGCCGGUGAGAGAUGGGAAACUUCUGUUCGUCCACUCAGCUGAAGGGGCUGAGUUUUGGAGUGCACUAGUGGAGAAAGCAUAUGCCAAGUUAAACGGUUGUUACGAGGCGCUUUCGGGAGGCUGCACCUCUGAGGGGUUUGAAGACUUUACUGGUGGUGUUACAGAAAUGUAUGAAUUAAAGAAAGCUCCAGGCAACCUCUUCAGCAUCAUCCGCAGAGCUGUAGAAAGAGGCUCUUUAAUGGGCUGCUCUAUAGAUAUUACAGGGUUCUUUGACAUGGAGGCAGUUACCUUUAAAAAGCUGGUGAAAGGCCAUGCUUACUCAGUUACAGGGGUUGAAGAGGUGGAUUUGAAAGGAAAACCCAUAAAAUUGAUUCGCAUCCGGAACCCCUGGGGAGAGGUGGAAUGGACUGGAGCCUGGAGUGACAAUUCCAAAGAGUGGAACGGGAUCGAACCUUCUGUAAGGGCACGUCUGCAUAAUUGCCAGGAAGACGGAGAGUUCUGGAUGUCAUUCAGUGAUUUCAUAAAAGAGUUCAGCAGAUUGGAGAUCUGUAAUCUGACAGCAGAUGCACUCCAAAGCAGUGAGCUGAAGAAGUGGAACUCGUCGCUGUACCCAGGAGAGUGGAGAAGAGGCAGCACGGCUGGAGGCUGUAGAAACUACCCAGCUACUUUUUGGAUCAAUCCCCAGUAUAAAAUCGUACUAAAGGACACAGACACUGAGGGCCAAGACGGCUGCAGUUUUUUGGUGGCUCUCAUGCAGAAGGAUCGGAGGCUGUUGCGUCAGGAGGGCAAAGACAUGGAAACGAUUGGAUACGCCAUUUAUGAGGUUCCCAAAGAGUUUCUGGGCAGCACAGCUAUGCACCUGAAGCGUGAAUUCUUCCUCAAGCACACGUCCACCGCUCGCUCCGAGCUGUUCGUCAACCUACGGGAAGUGAGCUCACGCUUCUGUCUGCCUCCAGGAGAGUACAUCAUCGUUCCCUCCACCUUUGAGCCACACAAAGAGGGCGAUUUUGUGUUGAGGGUUUUCUCUGAAAAAGCCACAGAGUCUGAGGAACUUGAUGAUGAGCUUUCUGCAGAUCUACCAGAGGAGCCUGUACUACAGGAGAGUGAGAUUGAUGAAGGAUUCAAAGCUCUUUUCAUCACGCUGGCUGGAAAGGAAAUGGAGCUUGAUAUCCCAAAGCUGCAGAUUAUUCUGAAUCGUGUUGUAAGCAAACACAAAGAGUUAAAAACAAAUGGUUUUGAGAAGGAGGCUUGCCGAAGCAUGAUCAGCCUUCUGGAUACAACUGGAAAAGGAAGGUUGGGCUUAACAGAUUUUCAUCUGCUAUGGGAGAAGAUUAAACGAUAUCUUACUGUGUUUAGAGAUUUUGACUUGGACAAGUCGGGCACCAUGAACUCCUAUGAAAUGCGCCUGGCUUUAGAAGCCGCAGGUUUCAAGCUGACGAACCACAUUUUCCAAUUAAUAAUCUUGCGGUACGCUAAGCCAGACAUGAACGUAGACUUCGACAGCUUUGUGACCUGUCUGAUCCGUCUGGAGAGCAUGUUCAAGACAUUUCAAACCAUGGACACAGAUGCAGAUGGAGUGGUGUCCUUCAGUUUCUCCCAGUGGAUCUCCCUUACCAUGUUUACAUAGAGAAACGCUUUUCAUUUUUCAACACACGUAAAUCUCAAGCAUGUCAAAGAUGGUGCUGUUGAGUCUUCAUCCAGUUUUCAGAGGGAAAAACUACUGCCUGUAUUGGAAAUGCUUGUGCACUGAGCUGUCUUAACUAGACCCGAUUUCUCUGUGAAACUCUGGCAUUAUCUGCAUUUUAUUUUUAACUAAUUAAUCCUAUUUUUUAGCAUUUAUAACCUUUUUUUGUCUUCCAAUAUAUACCAACUAUUCAUUGGAAUAAAAUGAAAUAAAAAGUUAAA